AGGACCAAAUGGCGGCUGGUGUUGCACCCUCCUCUUUUGUGUCUAAUUUGCUUGAAGAGUCAAAUUUGACUGCUCACGAGGAACAUGUCAUCAAGUGGUCAGCUGCGUCCCUGUAUUCUGGUGGUGCGGAUACGACUGUUUCUGCAAUAUACUCGUUUUUCCUCGCCAUGAUAUUAUAUCCCGAAGUGCAAAAGAAGGCUCAAGCAGAAAUUGAUGCCGUCGUUGGCAGUAAUAGAUUACCUACUCUGGCUGAUCGCGCCUUCCUCCCAUACGUCGAGGCCUUGGCAAAGGAAGUCGUGCGUUGGCACGUAGUGGCACCUUUGACCUUCCAACACGUUGCGAUGGAGGACGGCAUCCAUAACGGAUAUCUCAUACCAAAAGGGUCCUGUGUUUUAGCCAAUAUCUGGGGAAUACUCCACGACAAAGAAACCUACAAGGAGCCUCAUCUAUUUAAACCAGAAAGAUUCUUAGGGGAUCAUCCCGAGCUUGAUCCACGAACUGUUUCAUUUGGAUAUGGACGACGGAUCUGUCCAGGUAUUCAACUUGCGGACUCUUCGGUUUUUAUCUCGUGUGCGAUGUCUCUUGCGGUCUUCAACAUGACAAAAUGGGUUGAGAACGGAGUAGAAAUCACUCCCAGUGCCGAGGACCUUCCUGGCACCAUCUUGCACCCGGCGCUGUUCAAGUGCACAAUCACGCUUCGUUCUCCAGAGGCUGAAGCUUUGGUUCUUGAAACGCCUGAAUAUUAACAUAACAUGAUCGAUUUGGUAUACAUUUUCCCCUGGAGUCCUCUCAUAAUAACGAUUAGUAUCCGUUAUAUACACAGUGUUGUAGUUAAGGUCGUGUUAUUUACAUAUUGUCUUUCUCGCUCUAUAGUAGUACUCCAAGUUUGAGGUUAGGGUU
Molecule: messenger RNA, 900 nt
Organism: Serpula lacrymans var. lacrymans S7.9
Lineage: Eukaryota; Fungi; Basidiomycota; Agaricomycetes; Boletales; Serpulaceae
Exons: 9
Coding region: 9-746 (245 amino acids)
Molecular function (GO): monooxygenase activity; heme binding; oxidoreductase activity, acting on paired donors, with incorporation or reduction of molecular oxygen
Source: RefSeq, a predicted model, not a curated record